AGAGACAGAAAACAGAGCCUUAUCUCCUCGUAGUAGAAGAGGCUAACUUUCCUGGAAUUCGAGCUCUAAUUUUAACUUGAAAUGGCGAAUUCUCUUUGUUCCGUACAUCCCUUCAAGACCCUUGACAAACCCAGGCUUAUUAGUGGUAAUUUUGCUAAUAGGAAGGUUGAAUGGAUCAAUGAUUGCACCACCAGUUCGAGAAAAGCUAAUUUUGAAACUCUAAAGGUUAAUGCUACAGACAACAAACCAAGCACCAAAUCAAAUAGCAUACUUUGUGCUGAUUGUGAGGGUAAUGGUGCUGUACCAUGUUCACAGUGCAAAGGUUCUGGAAUAAACUCUAUAGAUCACUUCAAUGGGCAGUUCAAAGCUGGAGCAUUGUGUUGGCUUUGCAGAUCUUGGACGAUUCAAAGGUUUGGGCGAGAACGAGGUCAUAGCAAUGGGCGAUCGUAAGGCACUCCAUUCGCUCAAAUUUUGGGUCUCUUGCAAGUUUGGACGAUGAUGUUACUAUAUUCGUGGGCUUCCACUGCAUUCAUUAAUAAUCCUGUUUAGACCUUUAUCCUGAACUCUCCAAUUGGGAUUCACUUUUUGGACUAUUUGAUUUGGGCUGCACUUUUAGUGUGUCAACAGAAAUAUAGAACUCCGAAAACAUUUUGCUUGACUGCAUAUAGAGCUAAAAUAGAAUUUCUGAAAUUAUCCAUUUGUUAUCUGGGAACCAUGAUAAUAUUGCUCUUGUCUUCUUGAUGUAUAAUGUAACUUCUAAGUUAUUCACUUUAUCAAGCAAUCAUAUUAUAAUUUUGGUAAAUUUCACAUUAUGGCAAAUCGUUUGAUUUACUGCUUCAUGCAACUGGCUUUAAGUUUACAUAUUCUGCUUCAAGGAUGUACUAAGCAACCAGUCACUCAUUUUCCAUUUCCCUUAACUAGAUAGUAUAAUUUUGUCUGGCACUCAUUCUUUUUUUCUAAUAUCUCAUUCUUUUUUUCUAAUAUCUCCUCAAAUUAUGUUAGUCGGUCUUCAGGGCAUCUUGGUUUUCAUCAAGUUCUGAUUCUUAAGAGGCUUACUUGAACUAUUUCUAAAUCUAUGCCUACUUAACUCUAUCCAACAACAAUAACAAACUAACUCUUCUUCCUAAUAGAUUUGAGGUCAACUUGAUGAAUCCAUUUACAUUGAUCUGUUGGAUCCAUCGCUAUAUCUACCACUACCAGGAGAUCCAAAGUAAUCAAAUUCUUUGCAACCCCAUCAAGUCAUAUUUAUUUAGUUUAUAUCAUCCUGUUCUAAUAUGUCUACUGAAGAUUUAGUCAUCUGUCGACAAGAUAUCUUUACAUAUACACAAGGCAUGCCCCAUCUGCCUAAUUGUUUGCCCCUUAGGCUUAAUUAGUGAUUCUACCACUAGUUUCUCUAUGCUCUUGUUUUCCAUUCUAGUAUGAAUUUUUAUCUUUACAUUUUCAUGUCCUGCUAAGUGAGUCUUAUAGACAUUUUAUCUUUUAAUUACUUAUCACCCACUAGCAUAAAGCAUAGCUGAUUUAAUAGCCAUUUUGUUGAAAUUGUUUUUUAAUCUAUCAAUUACAUAGAAUCACCAUAAAAGUAAACUUUCAUACACCCGCCAUAAUCCUAUACAAUCUUUUUAAGUCCUUUAUUAGUUAUGGCACCUAAAUAAAACAAUCCCUCUAUGAUACUGAACAAUUCUCUCUAGUGGCUCCGUUCUUUUCUUUAACGUUAGUAUAAUUGAAAAGACAUCCUGUAUGUUGUAUCUUAUUUCUGCAAAUCUUUAAAAAUUUCAAAGUUCUCUGAAUUUUUAACUUACAAUUUAUAUCCCACUUGUAUCAUCAACUAAAACUAUGUUACUAACAAAUAAAAUACUCAAAUGGGUUAUCUUAAAUCUGUCUUGUAAUAAUUCAUUCAUGAAGCGGAAAGAUGGGACUUGAGACAAAACCUUAGUGCAAACAUAUAGUAAUAGAAAAUCCUCUACUACUACCGCUGCUUGAUCAUAACUACUCUAUAACUUGUAUCCUUAAUAAUAUUGAUGCAUCUAAUAUAAAUUUUUUUCCUCCUUCAUUUUUCUUUGGCACCAAUCCCAACAUUUUGAUGGGGUACCUACCUUAGACUUCUUUGAAUUAAUAAAAACUACAUUAUAUUUUGUUUCUCUUGUUUCAUUGACCUCUGAUUUAUGAAAAUAACUUACAUGGCAGAUCUUAAUAGUAGAAAACAAGAUUGGUUCCACCAAACCCUUGAAUGGCACUUUACUAUAGGCUCUCUCUCUCGCUCUCAUAGAUCUAACUUAUGAGCCUAAUACAACUAUAAUACAAAUUAUCUUAAAUAUCACAUAAAUUUCAAUACACACUCACUCUCCUGUGUUCAUCUUGCAUUUUUUUUCUUAACGGCAUUUCUACACUUUGUUUGCAGUUCUAUCUAGACCAAUUGGUUUUCUUGUCUUCGGCCUCUUCACAGCCCCCUUAUCUAUAUGAACCAGAUAGUAGAGUUAACAUUUCUGUAACUUCACGUCUAUGAAAAAGGAAUUUCUUGGAUUUAGUGUUUAACUGCUUACUUGAUUUAAAUCCUUGUGACCCUUCUCUCUUUGUUAUGAUAGCUAGCCACAACUUUCUUCUUUCCUUUGUUCCAAGAUAACUAUGCUACUUAUAUGUUUCUGCCAAGGCAUUAACCACCAUUUAGCUUCUUUUUAGCUAAAUUAUAAGUUUCGAAAUCUCUGCAUUUUCCUCAUUAGGUGGCCUUUCUACUGUUAGACUCUCCAAAAACCUUCUUUUCUAAGUUCAAAUAUUACUAGGCACAUCAUUCCACAUCAUGUUUCUCUCUCUCUUAUCCUUGAAAAUUAUUUGUCUUUCACUCUGCAAGUUCAGCUAUCUUGUUCUGUGAAAUUGAACCUCUUUCAUAAUUGUCAAUUUUUAUAUAAAACACAUCAAGUAUCACCAAUUCAUGCCAGAUACGCUCUUCAUCAGUUAUUACCUUAAAAUCUUUACAUGAUGAUCUAUCUCUUCCUAGUAAGAAUGAUCUAUUAAUUUCGUUUGCCUAUUUCCUAAAAUUUGUUAUAUAAGAGUCUGAAGCAUAUAUUUCUGACUCCAAAUAAUAAGCCUUCUCAAAGUUCAAAAUAAUAUUAUAUUCUUCUUCCCAGUAAAAAUUUAUUUGUACUUCUCUCAUUUGGAUUAACAUUUUUUCCACAUGAGCAUUGACAUCUUAUCCAGCAAAGAUCUUAUCUUGGUAGGAAUUGCAUUGUGCAACUUUUCCAUGUUUUAGCAAAACCAUUGCUUGAUUUCUUCAUUUUAUAGUAUUGUUGGAGAACAAAGUACUAGUAACACUAGUUGAGAUUUCUCUAAACUAAAUUUAACUAAUAUAAUUCUUCUUUAUGUGUAACUUCUACGAGUUUUUCUUUUAAAUUUUGGUACAAUGAUCAAUCCAAUUUCUACUCUUUCCCUUGUCCAUGUAACACAUUUUAUAUCCUGUUUUCCUAAUUCUGUCACCUAACUCUUUUUUGCAAGUUGUGUUAAUUUUCUUCACAUGCAUCUCUUCUAUUAGUUCUAAGGAUAUUUCUUAUUGAUGUCCUAUUACAAAUUCCUAUUGUAAUUCUAUUAUUUUGUACUAACUUUUUUAUCCAUCCAUGUCCAUGGGAGAGUGAAAACCCUUGCUUACUUUUCAAUUUCUUCUAGUGUCAAAAUAUGUUGCAUAUGGGGUAAGUCUCAACUCUUACCCACUUUUCAUGCACAUAACAUCCGAUGCAACAUUUUGCUUGUAAGGAUGAACCAACAUAAUGUACAAAGUGAUUUAACAUAGUUGCCAUCAAUUUAUUUGGAACAAGGCUUAGUUAGUUUAUGGCAAUCUAGUGCACCUCCUCCCUUCACGGAACUGGUUACAGAAAAACAUAGGCAAAGUUUCCUAGUAAACUUGAUUGUUAACUGUAAAGUCAUCCCCCUUCCCCCUCUUCUACCUAGAAAAGAAAAAUAUUCUUACGUAUGGGGUUCAUAUAUGACAAUAUGGCUUCCAUUUAUGACAGAAAUUAGUGACCUCUUAUCAGUCACCAGUUUUAUAGUCA
Messenger RNA from Olea europaea var. sylvestris, 4037 nucleotides. RefSeq lists its product as uncharacterized. NCBI's taxonomy places the organism in Eukaryota, Viridiplantae, Streptophyta, Magnoliopsida, Lamiales, Oleaceae. Gene Ontology annotation, cellular component: chloroplast stroma; protein folding chaperone complex. The transcript has 5 exons. The record is from RefSeq and is a predicted model, not a curated record. Gene Ontology annotation, molecular function: protein folding chaperone. The coding region runs from base 82 to 450 and encodes 122 amino acids.